Molecule: messenger RNA, 486 nt
Organism: Melampsora larici-populina 98AG31
Lineage: Eukaryota; Fungi; Basidiomycota; Pucciniomycetes; Pucciniales; Melampsoraceae
Exons: 5
Coding region: 1-486 (161 amino acids)
Source: RefSeq, a predicted model, not a curated record
AUGUACAUCCGUCAGUUUCUAUUCAUCUUCAUAAUUUUUUGUCACUUAAGCAUAAACUCUGUGUUUGGGGAUAGCAACCAAGAAUGUUCAGUCUUUUGGGGGCCGAGUUUAACAGUAAAAGGCAGAUAUUUUUGUCAGAAUACAGGCGGGAAGGCAUACCACUGCUUACCACCACCGAAAGGUCGAGUACCAGUGGCUUUGGCAUCUUGUAUCGUGUACAAAAACUCUCCAUCAUUGGCGGAUGGACCUGACCCUAGAAAGUCACCCAGCAAGAAAGUGUGUAAUGCAUUAAGAAGACACUCUUCCAAAGAUGAGACUUAUAUCAACUGUGGAAUAAUCACAAUUGUGAAUGGCAAGGCUCAGGUUAAAGAGACUUAUCGGUGUGCAAAUCAACUAGGCUAUUUCAAACGUGCGACCGGUUGCAACCCCAUACAAGAUCAAAACAUCAUUUAUGAUGUUGAUUACAAAUUUUCUGAUCCAAAAUGA